UCGUUUUGUACGCGGAUCACGUGAGAUUUCACCCGUGUCAUCCCUAUAUAGAGAGUCUACCGACUCUCUAAUAGUAACUGCAAUUCCUCCUGUCUCUUGUAGUAGCAGCAGUUUCAAAGACGACCGUGUUCCGGAGCUGAGCCAAGUUGCAAAUUACAAGUUGUCAGAAGUUUUGAUGAAGUUCUCCACAUAUUCUGCAUACUUCCUACUUUGCGGCCUCCUUCUGAUUUGGCAAGGGACCAAAGCAGCAGAGGUUCGUUGCUUCCCCGAGGUACACUGCGAGGGAGAACUCAUACAAACUGUAUUUACUCCAAGAGAGUGCUGUAUUGAGAAUGCUAUCGGUGUGUCAUACGACUACAGUGGACAGAUUGAGAAAUGCCACACUUGUGAAGAGGUGAAAGUCAGGCUACCUACAUACAACAGUAGUGACAGGUACACUGCCAAGAACACCACACUUAGGAUGGCCAAACGGCUCCCUGCAUCCCUCGGCGAAGCACAAUUCAUCUAUCCUGAAGAGGUCACCCUGCAUGUCAUUGUUCCAGCGGUGAGUAUUGAGAGGAGUAGCUACAGCAUCGAGUACUCUGAGAACCUGGCAGUUACUGUCUGUCUCUCCUACGACAACACUGGAGGAGGCCACGCCCAGUUCAGCGUCAACGUCUCGGUUACUGGACAAGAUGGUGGUUUUUCCAAGACACACAAAUUUGACUUCACCGCCCUCUCUGGAAGAUCGUGUGACUCUGUCUCUCUCCCUCUCUCUGCCAUCCACGACCCCUUCACUGACACCGUUUUCUCAGUUGCCAUAGUACACCAGGACCAGUCUCCAUUUGACCUGGGACCUAAUUCUAGUGUCAGUCUUACCGUCAAAGCUCUGAUAGACAUGGGCUCUACUGCAUUGUCAGAGAUUAUCGCAGUGGUAUUUGUUGAAAACAGCACAAAGUCAUGCCUGACAACCACUCUAACUUUGCCCGAACAACGCCCACAGAGAUUAACACUGACCAUUGUUUCAACGUUCAAUAUUUCGCCCUUCGAACUGCCAAAAUUUAGAGUAGGAGGUCGUCGCAACACUGUGAUAAUGGUUGAAGAGGAGCCACAGCCAACCUUGGAGAGCGUUGGUACACCAGAGGGAGGGAGAGAGGAGGAAGGAGAGGGAGAGAAAGGGGGAGAAGAAGAAGAGGAGGGAGAGGAAGAGGUUGCUACAGGGACAAGGGCAGCAGAGGUUCGUUGCUUCCCCGAGGUACACUGCGAGGGAGAACUCAUACAAACUGUAUUUACUCCAAGAGAGUGCUGUAUUGAGAAUGCUAUCGGUGUGUCAUACGACUACAGUGGACAGAUUGAGCGAUGCCACACUUGUGAAGUUCUAGGGUGGAAGCAGGCUCACGUCUAUGCCAUUGAAGACUCUGUCAUUUCAAUCCCGUUUGGAGCAAACAGAGGUGCUGCGGAAUCACGAUCCAUUUUCAACGUGGAAUACAUCUCCAACGAAGCCAACGCCACUAUGCUUGACCAGAGAGAUGGCCAAACGGCUCCCUGCAUCCUCAGUGAAGCGCAAUUCAUCUAUCCUGAAGAGGUCACUCUGCACGUCAUUGUACCAGAGGUGAGUUUUGAAAGCAGCAGUUACAGAGCAGACGUGACUGAGAACCUGGCAGUUCCUGUCUGCCUCUAUUACGACAACACUGGAGAGGUUACGCUCAGUUCAGCGUCAAUAUAUCGGUGGCCACAGAAGGUAAAAAUAUUGUUUUUAUGCACAUUUUGGUGUGUACCAAGAGAUGAAUGGAGAUGUGGUGGUUUUUUCAAGACAUUUGACUUCACCGCCCUCUCUGGACGUUCUUGUGACUCUGUCUCUCUCCCUCGCUCUGCCGUCCACGACCCCUUCACUGACACCGUCUUCUCAGUUGCCAUAGUACACCAGGACCAGCCUCCAUUUGAUCUGGGACCUCAUUCUAGUGCUAGUCUCAUUAUCAAUGCUCUGAAAGUACCAGAGGUGCAAUUUGAGGAGAGUCAGACGACCUACACUCUCCCAGUGACUUCUAUUGAGACUUGUCUUGUCAGAACACCACCAGAUGAGAUGGACAGUACACUGCCACUUACUGUCAAUGUCUCUCUAUCCAGAGACAUGGGGUCUACUGCAUUGUCAGAGAUUAUCGCAGUGGUCUUUGUUGAAAACAGCACAAAGUCAUGCCUGACAACCACUCUAACUUUGCCCGAACAACGCCCACAGAGAUUAACACUGACCAUUGUUUCAACGUUCAAUAUUUCGGCCUUUGAACUGCCAAAAUUUAGAGUAGGAGGUCGUCGCAACACUGUGAUAAUGGUUGAAGAGGAGCCACAGCCAACCUUGGGGAGUGUUGGUACACCAGAGGGAGGGAGAGAGGAGGAAGGAGAGGGAGAGGAGGGAGAGGAAGAGGUGGCUACGGGUAGUGGAGACGAUAUAGAGCUGGAUAUUGUGGGAGAUGCUUGCUUGCGCAGGGGCCAGAUCUUGGAAUCUCAGACACUAAUCCGCCGCGACUCGUCGUCGGGCGCUGCAGCGGACCCACUGACGGGGACGUCCGCUGCUACCUCUCCACGGGCUGUCGCGGAGGACUUAGCGGAGACGACGUGUCGUCCGUUGCGGAAUGCUGCGGAGGAGUGGGGCUGUCGUACUGCGACAGAGACGGCUGCGGAGAUUGUUACAGCAAACUUUAGGAUCCAGAUCACCUCUGAUGACCCCCUGGAGCCCGCCGACGUACUAGUCACGUACGAUGGUAACGAAGAGGGGACCCGUGUCGUCGUGGAACCAGGGGAGACAGAGAGCGUUGAAGUGGAGUUUCUCAGCGGGGAAAUCGGGAUCGGUGAUCGGGACAGGGCGGUGGUUGUCCGAUCGCUCAAUGGGGCGAGUGUAAGCAAGGGGUGCUGA
Molecule: messenger RNA, 2890 nt
Organism: Geodia barretti
Lineage: Eukaryota; Metazoa; Porifera; Demospongiae; Tetractinellida; Geodiidae
Source: the annotation of a GenBank genome assembly